This is a messenger RNA of Ambispora leptoticha, 780 nucleotides long. The record is from the annotation of a GenBank genome assembly. Lineage: Eukaryota; Fungi; Glomeromycota; Glomeromycetes; Archaeosporales; Ambisporaceae.
AUGCCUACCACAUAUUUUUCACCGACAAUCAAAAUACCAGCACUAAAACCGAAUCACCUCUCCGAAGGCUCAUACACAUGUAUACAAGACGAGAUAAAAGCGUAUAGCGUUUUUGGUCGAUCCUCUUCGCCAAACAUAAAUUACAAUUGUGGUCAGAAAAAAGCAAUUAUUGUUGCGCAUGAUAUGUUUGGAUUUACGUUAAAUUCAGAGCAGAUCUGUGAUAUAAUUGCUGGUCAAGGAUAUCGAGUUGUGAUGCCUUAUUUGUUUCUGGAUGAACCUUAUACGCGCGAGAGGGCAUAUGCGGAAUGCAAUAUCGAACGGUUUUCUUGGAUAUCAAAAGUUGCACCCGUAGGUCACAUUAAUCUCGUUAUUGAUAAAACGAUAUCAUACCUUCGCAAAGAAGGAAUCGAAAAUUUCGGAAUAUGUGGUCUAUCAUGGGGUGGAAAAGUUGCCGCUCUCGCAUCACAAAACCGAAUAUUUAGCGCCGCCAUUACAAUACAUACACCCUGGUUAACGUUCGAUGAUCUAAAAGAUAUACAAUGUCCAAUUGCCAUCAUAACGUCUGGUGAUUUACAGGAUCUUUCACAUGCUGUAACAAGCUUGCAAAAGACAAAACCGUUCGCACGAAAAAUUGUUCAUGUACGGUUCCAGAAUUUACGAUAUGGCUGGUUAAGCGUUUUUGGCGAUUUCACGAAUCCAGUAAUCGCUGAUUUGGCGACCGAUGUGUUAAAAGUCGCAAUUACGUUUUUCAAAGAAAAUCUCGGAAUACGGAGUUAUUAA